Molecule: messenger RNA, 2061 nt
Organism: Oncorhynchus masou masou (cherry salmon)
Lineage: Eukaryota; Metazoa; Chordata; Actinopteri; Salmoniformes; Salmonidae
Product: ubiA prenyltransferase domain-containing protein 1-like
Exons: 3
Coding region: 250-1296 (348 amino acids)
Biological process (GO): vitamin K biosynthetic process; menaquinone biosynthetic process
Cellular component (GO): endoplasmic reticulum; Golgi membrane
Molecular function (GO): prenyltransferase activity
Source: RefSeq, a predicted model, not a curated record
CCUAUUUACGUCUGCACUCACUCAAGAGGGUUGGACGAAAUGUCGUCCGUCAGGGUUAACUGUGAUCAGCCAGUGAAAUAUUCUCGAAAUUGACACGUAGCAAGUUUACCAAUGGAGUAGGGUCAGCCCUGUGGUUAGGUAGCGGUCACAUAAAUAUGUUGUUACAUGGCGUGAAAUAGUUUAUCAGAUAACGGAUACAUAAAACAGGUUUACCUUCUGUUUCUUUGUUUUGUGGACCCUGGCAGAGGUAUGGCUGUGGGGCAGAAACCAAGCAGUGCAGAGACAAUUGUUUUGGCUGGAUUGAAUGGACAUAGUGAGACAAGGCACACCGGUUUGAAUGACACUCUGCAGAAUCACUCUGCCGACCAGCGAAGCUCGGGGAGGGCCAGAGUCAGACGCGACAUGAGGUACAAGUGUGCUGCUUAUGUGCUGGCCCUGCGGCCGUGGAGUUUCAGCGCCUCCCUCACACCGGUGGCUCUGGGCAGUGCCCUGGCUUACAAGCUGGAGGGCUCUGUGGACUUGGUCAUCCUCAUGGUGUGUGCCGUGGCAGUGCUGGUGGUGCACGGGGCAGGGAAUCUGGUUAACACUUACUAUGACUUCUCCAAAGGGAUUGACCACAAGAAGAGCGACGAUAGGACUCUGGUGGAUGAGAUCCUGGCGCCGCAGGACGUGGUCAUGUUCGGAGCGCUGCUCUACUCUCUGGGCUGCUUGUGUGCCACCCUGCUCUACUUUCUCUCCACGUUGAGGAUGGAGCAUCUGGCCCUUAUUUAUUUUGGAGGGCUCUCCAGCUCUUUUCUGUACACGGGAGGCAUUGGUCUUAAGUAUGUGGCACUGGGGGACGUGGUGAUCCUGAUCACGUUUGGCCCCCUGGCGGUCAUGUUUGCCCACGCCGUGCAGGUGGGUUACCUGUCUGUCCUGCCUCUGGUCUACGCCGUCCCCCUGGCCCUCAACACAGAGGCUAUCCUCCACAGCAACAAUACCAGAGACAUGGACUCUGACAAACAGGCGGGCAUAGUCACUCUGGCCAUUCUCAUCGGGCCCACGUUGUCCUACAUCCUCUUCAACCUCCUGCUGUUUGUCCCUUAUGUGCUCUUCUGCAUCCUGGCCACCCACUACACCAUCAGCAUGGCCCUGCCCCUGCUCACGCUGCCCAUGGCCUUCCCCCUGGAGAGGCAGUUCCGCAGCCAGUGCUAUUCCAAGAUCCCCCAAAAGACAGCCAAGCUCAACCUCCUGAUGGGACUUUUCUAUGUCUUUGGGAUCAUUCUGGCACCUCAAGGCAGCUUACCGCUACUGUGAUUGAAUUGCAGCUUUUAUAGCUUUUUGUUGUUGUUGUUGAAAUGCAGACUAGUUUAUGUACGUCUUUGUAUUUGUAAUUAUUUACUUGAGUUCAAAGGCUUUAAUGUAUUGUCUAAUUUAUACGUCCAGAGAAACAGUUUAGUUACUUUUCUUUAAUACUGACAGAUAUAACCAGAUGCAUAACUGGUCCAGUAUUUUGCAUAGUUCUGUGUAUUGACUGAAGUCAGAGGUGCUCAGACUCAUUUGGUAUAAGACUACAGUACAGAGGACAUUUCAAGUCCUGAUGCCUCAAAAUGAGGACAGACAUUGAAGAAACGGUUGCCAUGGGUUGCAGCGGGCCCUCAGACUUGCUACCGGUGAUGCAAUUCUUCAAAAAUGUCAAUAAAACAAAAUCUAAACCAUUUAAUCUCUGUAAAUUGAAAUUAAAUGUAUUUCUUUUAAGUUAAGACAAUAGCCUGAUUUAUUAGUCAGGUUUUGAGGUUAAAAUGAUGAAUUGCAAUGUUUUUAUUUGGGGGGGUAUGAGAUGGUAGCCUUGUAAUUAUCAGGUUUUGCAGUCAUGGUUUGGAAUUUCAAAUUUUAUUUUGUUAGACAGAGGAGUGCAACCAUUAAUCGAUCCAGUCUAUAAACAAAUAUCAAUUAAUGCACAUGGAAAUGCCCCCUAAUGGUCCAAAUCUCAGCCUAAUUUGCAUCGGACCAGUUAGUGAUCUUUUAGGAUUUUACUAUUAAAUGUAUGUUUUGGGAAGUUAUGGAUUCAUUAAGAAAUGA